Molecule: messenger RNA, 3887 nt
Organism: Stegodyphus dumicola
Lineage: Eukaryota; Metazoa; Arthropoda; Arachnida; Araneae; Eresidae
Product: fat-like cadherin-related tumor suppressor homolog
Biological process (GO): homophilic cell-cell adhesion
Cellular component (GO): plasma membrane
Molecular function (GO): calcium ion binding
Source: RefSeq, a predicted model, not a curated record
UACUGUUGGUUGAGCAGUAGCAUCUCUACUGCUGGCUAGCGAAACCGAUUUGACCGGCUUCAUUCAGCUUUCGCUGUUUUAUCUUCAAUGUUUUGAAUUAGACUUUGAGAACUUUAGAUGAAUUUUUAUCGAACCAAAUAAGUCUGCAGCUCAUAUUAUUAUGAAUUUAGUCUACAUUUAAUAGCUUCUCGUUGGGGCAGGCAAGGGAUACCCUUUUCAUCAGGCGCGUCGGGAAAAGAAGCGAAGCCAUUGAGACUGAACUGUAUUAAGAGAAUUCUUUUCUGGUAUGGGCACUUCAACGAAACGAGAACUAGAAACUGUUUUCUUGCGUCCUGGCUCCUCUCAUGACUAAUAUUUGCAAAAUCGAGUAUUCUGCUCUUGUUUUGAAAAGAAUAGAUGCCGAGAAAAUCUGAAUGUCUGUUUCUGGUCUCUUGUCAUGAUUCAAAGAUACUUCAAAGACUGUGUUUCAGAUUCUGAUGCAGAGGUGACUACCAGCUUACAUUAAACAAAUGGGGUUACUCUGGCGCGCCCCCUUUGUAAGACUGUCCUCCUCCACCUACCCUUUAAUGUCUCUGGUGCUUAUGAUCACUGUGCUGUGCACAAGUUUCGGUUUCGUGAAGUGCGAUCAAACUCUGGACUUUACGCAACCACAAUAUAAUGCAACAGUCCCAGAAAAUUCUGUAGGAAAGACGUAUGUCACUUCAACUGAAAAGAUGGGCAUUUUUAUAUCUGAUCCAUCAUUACUUGUGCGGUAUAAGAUAGUUUCAGGAGAUCCUGCAAAAAUGUUUAAAGCUGAAUCUCGCACAGUUGGAGACUUUUGCUUCCUGUCUUUACGAACAAGGACUGAAGAACAAGCGGUACUUAACAGAGAAUAUCAAGAUUAUUAUGCUCUUGGCGUUCGUGCCAUGGUCACGUCUUUAUAUAGGCGAUCGGUCAAAUUAAAAGCUCACACCAUAGUCCACGUUCAUAUCUUGGAUACUAAUGACCUUAACCCCUUUUUUGAUAACUUGGACUAUCGUACCACCGUCCCUGAAGAUUAUCCCCUUCACAAGAAUCUCCUGAGAGUCACAGCAACAGAUCCUGAUGUGGGAGUGAAUGGCGAUAUAUACUACAGUCUGCGUGAGCCGUCGCUCCAAUUUGCCGUCCAUCCAACCCGAGGCUUUCUAACCCUAACCAGGCCCCUUGACUAUCAAAAACAAACCUUGCAUAAAUUAACCGUUGUCGCUGAAGACCGUGGACCGAAAUUUCGAGUAGCUGGAAGCAUGGCUUUUCUCAGCACAGCCACUGUCCAAAUAAAAGUUUCUCCUGUCAAUCUUCAUGCUCCAGAAAUUCAAGUGCGCCAGUUGCCAACUAUUCUAGAGCACAGUGACCCUGAUAUUUAUGCUAUAGUUCGUGUCAUUGAUGGUGACAAAGGAAUUCAUGGAGAGAUCGAUGGACUGGGAAUCGUAAAAGGUGACACAGAAGGUUAUUUUCGAAUAUCUCCCGGAAAGAAACUAAAUGAAUUCGAGAUAGGAGUAGCUGAUCCAAACCGCGAACUGGCUGCUGGAAACUACGCUCUAGUGCUGCAAGCAACAGAUCGGGGCACACCUCCAAAGUCCACCACAAAAACGGUCCACUUGAAAAUUUCCGAAGCUUCUCAUCCGGUUCCCAAAUUCACUCAAUCUGAUUACGAUGUGGAGAUUGAGGAAGUGUCACCUGUAGGCUAUCCUUUGGUUAGAUUAGUCGCAACAGUGGAUAAGGGCAAGAAUCCACUCCUGUACACAAUAGAGAUUGGUAAUGACGAAGGAAUGUUUGCAGUAGACCAGCGGACAGGUGUGCUUCGAACUGCGAGAGCCCUCGAUCGAGAACGAAGAGCAUAUUAUUCCUUAACUGUCAGCGCUGUUGACAGUGGCCGGAGGGGCAGCUCGCAUCUACGUAAGGGCACUGCCAUAGUAAACAUUAGAGUCCUUGACAAUAACGACAACGACCCAGUAUUCAAUUCAACCUCUGUUGUGGUGAUGUUUGAUGAAAAUCGACCCCAAGGCAGCGUUGUUUGCACAGUUUAUGCCACUGACACCGACGCGGGAGACAAUGGAUAUGUUACAUACAGUCUGGUGAACUUGGAUUCUGUGCCUUUCAACAUUGAUCACUUCACUGGCGAGAUAUCGACAACUGAAGUUCUCGACUAUGAAACAAUGCGUCGAGAGUACGUUUUACAAGUUCGAGCAUCAGAUUGGGGCUCACCCUACAGACGACAGGCAGAGAUGAUAGUUCGAGUCCAGCUCCGUGAUAUUAAUGAUCACCGACCUCUGUUUGAAAGGGUGGAUUGCGUCGGUCAGGUACUUGACAGUGUGCCGUUAGAAACUCCCAUUAUAACGUUAUCAGCUUUAGAUUUCGACGCAGGAAACACAGUACGCUACCUUAUGGUUCCUGCAGAUGAUGAUCCGUGCUUUGGACUAAAUGAGGACAAAGGUAUCCUCAAGGUAACGUGUGAUUUAUCAAAGCAAAAGAAAAAAGAUUGGCUACUGAACGUGUCUGCAACGGAUAGCCAGCAUUUUGCUGACGUCAUGACGGUUAAUUUAAAGGUAGUGUCCCAAACUUCUGGUCGCAAUAAAGGAGGAGUUGCUAUUGAUUGCAGGAAGUUGGACGUUACCGACCGCUACAUGGAUCUCCUAAGCUUGGGAAACAGUCAGAAUAAGGCUACGAACAGAAAGGAGGCGGCUGCUCCUGAAAGAUUCGGGGAUAACAGACACUCACCAGAAUUCUUGUCAACUAUACCUUCUGAAGUGUGGAUUAACGAAUCCGCAACUAUUGGGUCUGAGGUCAUCGCUGUAAGAGCUAGAGACAGAGAUCACAAUUACGCAGGAAUGUUGGUGUAUGUUAUAAAUUACAAUAAUGAAGGAGAUGAUUGCUUCAAAGUUGAUCUGCAUACUGGUCGUCUCCUUGUUGAUUCUGAACUUGACAGAGAGAGAACAUCUAAAUAUAUUUUGAACAUAACAGUCUUUGACUUAGGCAAGCCUCAACUAUCUGCUUCAACGCAACUCAUCGUCAAUAUCAGAGAUGUUAAUGACAAUCCUCCAACAUUCGAAAAAUCUUCCUACCAUUUUGUAAUACCUGAGAAUGUUGAAAAUGGUACUAGUGUGAUUAGACUUCGGGCAACUGAUAUCGAUGAAAAUGAAAAUGCUAGAUUAACUUAUAAUUUAGAAGGACCGGCAUGGGAUCGUUUUCAUGUCGAUAAAAAUACAGGUCUUCUAGCCAUUGUUGGACCACUGGAUCGGGAAAUCACUGAGAACUAUGCGUUGCGUGUUUGGGCGAAAGAUUCAUCUUUAGAAAAACCUUUGAUGUCUUCUACAAUUGUGUACAUUCGUCUGGAAGACGUCAAUGACAAUGCACCUAUGUUCGGUCACACGCAGUUUUGGGUGAAAGUCCGGGAAGACCUUCCCAUCGGAACAGUAGUGAUGGUGAUGUCGGCAAGAGACCCUGAUACAGGAGAUGGUGGCCGUGUUGCUUAUGAAAUGCUGGAUGGAGGAACGUUUUCGGUUGAUCCGUUAACAGGAGUUGUUCGACUUGCCCGAACACUUGAUUUUGAGAAUAAACAGUUAUACAAUGUAACUAUUGUUGCUCGAGAUCAAGGGGAUCCGCCCUUGACAUCUGUUGCUUAUUUACUAGUUGAGGUGGAAGAUGUCAAUGAAAACCUUCAUCCACCAAAAUUCCCUGAUGUUGUUGCUUCAGGGUCUGUGCGUGAAAACAAACCUGAAGGUACUUUAGUUAUGCAUGUAACUGCCGUUGAUGCUGAUCCUCCAGGCAUCGAUUCUACAAUAGCGUAUUCUAUCCGAGACGGUGAUGGACUCGGAAUAUUCUCCAUUGACGACCAAGGUAAGAUACUUAUUCAUUUUCCCAUUUCCUAG